AUGAAUAAUGCACCGCAGUUCUCAUUGCGCUGGAAUAAUUACGUAUCUCACGUAACAGAAGCGUUCAAUGUCCUCCGUUUUGAAAACGACCUAGUGGAUGUGACACUCUGUUGUGAUGGAGGUAAAAUCAAAGCGCAUAAAAUGUUGUUAUCCGCCUGUAGUAGUUACUUUAAACAGAUAUUCAAAGAGAACCCGUGUCAACAUCCUGUAAUAAUAUUCAGGAACUUCAAAUUCGAGGACCUCAAUGCAAUUAUCAACUUCAUGUACCAUGGUGAGGUGAACAUAUUUCAAGAACAGUUGGAAUCAUUCCUUAUUACUGCUGAGCUUUUAGAGGUUAAGGGUUUGACUGAUAACUUGGAGGAUGAAUCAUCUAAAGCACAGCUGCGGAUUACAGACAACACCUCUUUAGAUUUAAGUUCCAAAUCGAGUAGAAUGACUGAUGAUAUUGUGCCUGUUUUAUCUGAUGAACCAAUAAACUUAGCUACUAUGCAGACUACUAGGGAAGAGUACAACAUUCCACAACCUGUGUCAAUGACCAGCAAUCUAAAUAGAGGUAUUCCAGAACAAGAGAAUGGCAAUGUUGAAAUGCAACCGGAACCUUCAAAGUCUGACGAUAAUGUUAAAUUGAAAACAACACCAUCUAGUGGUGAAGAGAUGCAAAUUGAUACACAGUCUACUUCUGUUGAGGAUUUGUCAGAAAAAACGAAUUCUGAAUCAGAACUUGCAAAAUUCCGAUGCCAACUGUGUCCAAAAGGUUUCAAGCACCCUACAUCACUGACUUUGCACAAGGACUCUCAUGCUGGAAAAACACAAUGCCCUGUCUGUCACCGAUCAUUUUCACGUUCAUAUGAUAUGAGGAGCCAUCUGCAAAGGAUACACCAAGGAAAACAAUUGACAAUUAAAGAAAUCAGAUACAAGAAUACAAAUGAUAGUGUCGCUCCGAAGCAGUUUACCCAUCAUAUUUAG
Messenger RNA from Spodoptera littoralis (African cotton leafworm), 966 nucleotides. NCBI's taxonomy places the organism in Eukaryota, Metazoa, Arthropoda, Insecta, Lepidoptera, Noctuidae. The record is from the annotation of a GenBank genome assembly.